Molecule: messenger RNA, 379 nt
Organism: Guyanagaster necrorhizus
Lineage: Eukaryota; Fungi; Basidiomycota; Agaricomycetes; Agaricales; Physalacriaceae
Product: serine proteinase inhibitor IA-1
Exons: 4
Coding region: 1-210 (69 amino acids)
Biological process (GO): vacuole fusion, non-autophagic
Molecular function (GO): endopeptidase inhibitor activity
Source: RefSeq, a predicted model, not a curated record
AUGUUUAAGGACAAUGUCUCUGAGGAUCAAAUUAAAGAGUACGCUGCUCAGGUGAACAACGGAGGAGGAGAAGUAACCCAAUUCUACGGCAUCAUACCCGGAUUCGCCGCUAAGAUUACCGAAGACCAGUUUCAGCAAUUCCAGUCUCUUCAAGGCGAUAUCAUCGAGUCCAUCGAACCUGACCAGAUGGUCACCACCCAGUCUGAGUAAAUGUAUAUACCUGUCAUGCUUAAUGCAUGUUUAGUUACCUUGUACCAUGUAACGGUCCUUAUAUCAUAUGUUGUAAUAUGUUGUGCUUAUCUACCACUCUGCCUCUCAAAGCAUCAAUUCGUGGAAAAUAAAAAAUCAUGCAAAGUCCGUUUCCUUGGUCUAAUACGAU